Molecule: messenger RNA, 2411 nt
Organism: Rhagoletis pomonella (apple maggot)
Lineage: Eukaryota; Metazoa; Arthropoda; Insecta; Diptera; Tephritidae
Exons: 7
Coding region: 788-2053 (421 amino acids)
Source: RefSeq, a predicted model, not a curated record
CUAGCCUGGCCAAAGAAAUAAAAAAGCGAGAAGAAGCUGUCGCUGAAACGAUCGAGUGGCGGGUGUGGCGAACAGUGCGAAACGGCAAGGCAAAGUGCCAACAACGACGUUCUAAACUCGCGGACGUAUAAAAGCGUGAAUAUAAAAUUAGCGAAGCAACAAAAAAAAAAAAGUAAAAAAAAGGUGGGUAAAUAUUGUGACACCACAAUAGGUGUGGUAUGCCAUAAAUCGAAAUAAAACAUAAGGUCAAACGUUUGCAAAAGAACAGAAAUAGAAUUCUUGUUGGAGAAGUUGUUCUUGCAGCAGUGAACGGUGCGGUUGCUCAGCUGACACAUUCGUGAAUUUGUACGAUCAGUGCGAAACGUGUUGUAGUAGCAUAGCAGCACAGUGUAGAUACAUGUCUAAAGUGAAACGUGAUUGCAAGCGUAAGCGAGCGAAAAGUUAAAAAUUGUAAUAAAAAUAAGAUCAAAUUGUGCAUAUUCGAAAAUAAAAAAUAGAAAGAAUUUAAAUGAAGUAAAUUUAUUGUGGCUGUUAAAGUUGAAGGAGAUUUCGGAAUUUCGGGUUCGAGGCAAGCAAGUUAUUUUUCAACAUUUCCUUGCAGAGGCAGCAUACAAUAAUCAACUACAAACUUUUGACACCUAUAUAUGUACGUAUGCAAACUUAGCCGCGCGCCCACUUCCGUCCUUUUACAAACACUGAAGUUGAAAAGUACCUAGAGAUUGCAACUCAUAAACUUACAUACAUACAUACAUACAUACAUAGCUUCAUACGCACAGCGCACACAGUGAUGACCUGGUUUAGUGGCAUAACUGCGUCGUAUGUCAGUGACUUCCGGUGUAAACGGAAGUUUCACGGCUAUUUGUUUCUGGCAUGUGCUUUACUGUUGAUUGUGGUGCCAGUAAAUUCACGUCCGAAGGAGACGGAGAGCGAUGUUGUCGUACCUGUGGAAGAUGGACUACCACUAAGCGAGGAGUAUGGGGAUGCCGAUAACAUUGAGUUUCAUCAAGCUAAAAUGGUGAACGGCAUUUUGAAGGAGGAUCAUCCGGUUAUUAUGUAUAAAGAGGACUUUGUUAGCGAAGAUUUUGUACCCAAAAAGAACAACACUCAUCGCCAGCGUAAACAUAAAGAUCCAGCUCAUCGGCGACGUCGCAUUGGUGAUCACUUAAGCGCUGAGAAAUAUCAUCCCUUGGAACCGGAAAAAAUUUAUUUCGAUAUAUUAUCGCCAUCACCGCUCGUUACUUCUGAUGAAUCGAAAGCUGCAUCAUCGAAGUUGCACGUCGAAGUCAUCUCUUUGGCUGAUGCCGAUUCAAAAAUGGUGCAAAGCGAAGAUGAAGUGAAGCGUGUGCUCCAUAAGCGACCGAAAAAAUUCCAUCAUCGUCGUCAACGUCGUGAUGCGGACACAAUUUCGCAGACGGAACAUAUUCUGCGCAAACGCAAUCCAUACUAUAGCUUUAGAAAGGUGUCCACCAAUGCCAAUAGCAUAAGUGGACCAGCGCAUAUAGCCAAUUAUUACUUGCCAAGUUAUCCACCAGUUAAACGUUUUGAAAAACAUCCAGUUCCUGGCGAUUACUUUAACGGCCCUGUUAAUGUCAUUCAGUUUGCGUCAAGAUUUGGUGGACCCUCCAAUACUGACCGCGUAAUUUGGCGUGAUUAUACACCAACAAGAAAUCCAAAUCAACGUUUAAAUAUCACGAUUGGAGCGCCAGCACCGCUUUUUCCUAAGCGCACCUCGCCCUCACCAUUACCAGCAGUAACAGCAGGACCCCCUAGCCGAACAACUGCUCAACCAAGCUUCGCUAAUGAGGGAUCUGUUCAUCAUUCCGUAAUCACCGAUGCGCCCGCCCAAUAUCCCACAGCAGCUCCACCAAAACCACCAUCUUCCUCCUCAGCCUGCGUUUGGGCUAUCGCUAGCUGCUGCUCGCCAAACGAUCGGACUGUGCGGUAUAGUUGCUUCGAACGCUAUGGUUGUAAUUUAGUCUUUUUUGAUUUAAAUCCUUGCGCAGAUAAUAUUCGCGAUAAUAUCAUCGGAUAUUUGAAUCAACAAUUCGAAUAAAUUUCGAAGAGUAUUUAUUAGGCGUAUGGGAGUUUUAAUUUACACAAAAAGCAUUUAUUAACCAUAGUUUUUAUUUAGUUUGUAGGCUUAAGCUAUUUUUAAAGAGUUGAUUACUUUUUGUUUUAAUUUAUAAUACUUUUUGUGCACCUUUUUUAUUUAAUGUAUUUAGGUUUUAGUUUAUGAAUAUAAUGAAUGAUUUUUUUUAAAGAUGUUAUUCUAACUGCCUUAAACGAUAUUAGAUAAGUGUGCUUUAAAAUUUUAAGUGAGAUAAUUACUCGACGACUUCAGCCUAAACUGAAGUGUUAAAUUUUAAGAAAAAAAAACGAAUAAAACUUGUAAAUCUUCUUAGUGUAACAAC